UACAAAGACCAGUGCUUCUGUGGUUUGAAUCACAAGACAAGAGAUUAAACAACAACAACUUACACUCUGUACUCACAUUUAGAUCCGUUCCUAACACCUGCUUCUCCUUUUUAUCUCCUGCAGACUAUAGCACCUACAGUCAGGCUGCAGCCCAGCAAAGCUAUGCUGCCUACGCGGCUCAGCCAGCUCAAGGGUAUGCCCAGACCACUCAGCAGGCCUACGGGCAGCAAAGCUAUGGGACCUAUGGGCAACCCACCGAUGUCAACUACACCCAGGCACAGACCACUGCUACUUAUGGGCAGACCGCCUACGCAGGCUCUUAUGGGCAGCCUCCAGCCGUAGAAGGGACCAGCACAGGUUACACCGCUCCGGCUGCCCCUCAGGCUUACAGCCAACCCACCCAAGGAUACGGCACCACCGCCUACGACACGACCACCGCCACCGCCACCACGACCCAGGCGUCGUACGCAGCUCCCUCCACUUAUGGCACCCAGCCAGCCUACCCGACCUACGGGCAGCAGCCGGCGACGACCGCCCCUGCAAGACCUCAGGAUGGUACCAAGCCUGCAGAGACCAACCAGGCCCAGUCCAGCACCACCGGCUAUAGCCAACCCAGCCUAGGAUACGGGCAGAGUAACUACAGCUACCAGGUCCCUGGAAGUUACCCCAUGCAGCAAGUUACUGCGCCUCCUUCCUAUCCUCCUACUAGCUACUCCUCUUCGCAGCCGAGCAGCUACGACCAGAGCAGUUACUCUCAGCAGAGCAGCUACGGCCAGCAGAGUGGCUACGGCCAGCAGAGUGGCUAUGGGCAACAAAGCAGCUACAGCCAGCAGCCCCCCACUAGCUACCCACCACCGACCGGAUCCUACAGCCAGACCCCAAGCCAGUACAGCCAGCAGAGCAGCAGCUAUGGGCAACCAAGCUCCUUCCGCCAGGACCACCCCAGCAGCAUGGGCAUCUAUGGCCAGGACUCGGGGGGCUUUACAGGACCAGGGGAAAGCCGGAGCUUGAGCGGCCCCGAUAGCCGGGGCAGAGGACGAGGGGGAUUCGACCGCGGAGGCGUGAACAGAGGAGGCCGGGGAGGCGGAGGAGGUGGUCGCGGUGGAAUGGGCAGCGCUGGAGAACGAGGUGGCUUCAAUAAGCCUGGUGGACACCUGGACGAAGGGCCAGACCUUGACCUAGGACCACCUCUAGACCUAGAUGACGAUGCCGACAGCAGCUCCGUCUACGUUCAGGGCUUGACCGACAACGUAACCCUGGAGGAGCUGACCGACUUUUUCAAGCAGUGUGGGGUUGUCAAGAUGAAUAAGAGGACCGGACAGCCCAUGAUCACCAUUUACCUCGACAAGGACACCGGGAAGCCCAAGGGGGACGCCACCGUUUGCUACGAUGACCCGCCAACGGCCAAAGCGGCUGUCGAAUGGCUGGAUGGGAAGGACUUCCAAGGAAGCAAACUCAAAGUCUCUCUCCCUCGGAAGAAGAUGCCACUGAACAGCAUGCGCGGAGGACUGCCACCCCGGGAGCCACGUGGCAUGCCGCCCCCUCUCCGUGGAGGUCCAGGGGGACCUGGCGGCCCUGGCGGUCCCAUGGGGCGCAUGGGGGGCCGUGGUGGAGACCGUGGCGGCGGUGGCGGUGGCUUCGCCCCAAGAGGACCACGGGGCUCCAGGGGAAACCCUUCCGGAGGAGGAAACGUCCAGCAUAGAGCGGGGGACUGGCAGUGCCCCAACCCGGGAUGUGGCAACCAGAACUUCGCAUGGAGGACAGAGUGCAACCAAUGCAAGGCUCCCAAACCCGAGGGCUUCCUCCCGCCGCCCUUCCCGCCUCCAGGUGGAGACCGCGGCAGGGGCGGCCCCGGAGGCAUGCGUGGAGGGCGAGGAGGACUCAUGGACCGCGGGGGACCCGGGGGGAUGUUCCGCGGUGGACGCGGCGGAGACAGAGGUGGUUUCCGGGGAGGACGCGGCAUGGACAGAGGUGGCUUCGGAGGUGGCCGUCGCGGCGGACCCGGGGGGCCACCCGGACCUUUGAUGGAGCAGAUGGGAGGACGCGGUGGACGGCGUGGCGGACUGGGGAAAAUCGACAAGGGAGAGCACCGCCAAGAUCGCAGAGACCGGCCCUACUAAGCGCGGAACGCCGCCGAACCGCAACACCGCCGCCGUCAAGACUGCAUUUACUACCAGAUUUAUUUUUUAAACCAGAAUUUAAAAGAACGUUUUAAAUUUAUAAUUCCAUAUUUAAUAAUGUUGGACCCGCAACAUUACGAGGAUCCCCUCAUCUGUAUGACUUUUAGUAUUUUUCACCGUUUUUCGCGGAGAGGAGGCAUUAAAGUCGGAAGUUAAAUGGUAGUUUGCCGAGUUGUUGUUCUUUUUUAUUAUUAUUGUUAUUACUUUCUGUCGUUCCUUUUUGAAAAUGUUCGUUGGGCCGAGAAAAACCCCAUGUGUUGUGAGCAUGCCGAGUUUAUUAAAGAUCUGUGCAGAAAGACCUGGAGGGCAGGAAGGCUCCCUGUAACAAGCGCCGCCACCGUUGAUGGUUGUGAUGUUUCUUUUUAAAAAAAUAAAACUUCCCGGUGUUUAUAAACUCA
Sceloporus undulatus (fence lizard) is the source of this 2578-nucleotide messenger RNA. RefSeq names its product EWS RNA binding protein 1 (gene EWSR1). Gene Ontology annotation, biological process: regulation of DNA-templated transcription. Gene Ontology annotation, molecular function: transcription coregulator activity; RNA binding. The record is from RefSeq and is a predicted model, not a curated record. Lineage: Eukaryota; Metazoa; Chordata; Lepidosauria; Squamata; Phrynosomatidae. Gene Ontology annotation, cellular component: nucleus.